Molecule: messenger RNA, 1297 nt
Organism: Cryphonectria parasitica EP155
Lineage: Eukaryota; Fungi; Ascomycota; Sordariomycetes; Diaporthales; Cryphonectriaceae
Exons: 2
Coding region: 148-693 (181 amino acids)
Source: RefSeq, a predicted model, not a curated record
UUGUCCCAUCCUGGGCCGUCGCACUUUGGCGGGCCGGGACCGUCUCCCCAUUCCGUCGUCUCGCCUCUGUAUCCCUCCCUCGCGCCAGGCCCCAGCCCUGGGGUGAAGCGGUCGAGACCUGACGACCUCAACCUUUCCGUCCACGGCAUGCCAGACCUCGACCAGUCAGACAUCGAGUCGAUGCAGCAGACUCCACUCAGCGCCGCCUACGCCCAGGCCACCGGCAGCGCCCAUCCUACGCAUCACCACCAUCGCCUGCCAGACACUGGGCCGCCCUCCAAGAUGAUGCGAAGGGACGAUGGGGGAGCUAGUGGAGGUGCGCCGAGUGUGGUAGGACAGGAAGGGAUGCCGGCACCGGCACCAAGGCCAAGAGGGCCAAAGCUCAAGUUCACGCCCGAGGACGACCAGUUGCUCAUAGACCUCAAGGAGAACAAAAGCCUCACGUGGAAACAGAUUGCGGAUUUCUUCCCUGGUCGUUCGAGCGGCACACUUCAGGUGCGCUACUGCACAAAACUUAAAGCAAAGACCACACAGUGGACAGACGAGACGGACCAAAAAUUACACGCAGCUCUUCAAGAUUACGAGAACGAGAAGUGGCGCAUCGUGGCCAACAAGGUCGGAACCGGCUUCACGCCCACUGCGUGCCGGGAAAGAGCUGCGCAGCUGAUAGGAGGCGUGGGCGAGAGCUUAUAGCAAUCAGCGUCCUCUCCAGGAGUAUCAGCUUCUGCAGAGGACACCAACGUUUACUCGCAGCCCCACGCUGCCGAACCACCCAGCGCUGUCUACCAACACCAACCUGGCGAGCCUUCGAAUACCGUCUAUGGUCAACAGCUUCAAUAAUGGGGGACCUGGCUAUACUGUCGCCACGACACCCGCAUAUUGAACCUAAAAUCACUCUCGAGGUCAUCUUGUCUUUUUUUGGAAGGAGAAAAAUUGUCAAAUUGCGGAGAAGGAAAAACAGGCCAGGCGGUUCAUAAUGCUUGAGAUACCCAAACUCCACUGACCCACUCGCACUACACAUUCCUUCCCAUACUCUCCUUGAUCUCAGAAAGCUUUUCUUUGUCACGAAUCCUUGCGUCAUUUUCGCUCUCUCUAAUUCUGUUACUUUUUGGGAGUGGGUUUCUCUAUUUCAUCUCUUGUUCGUUUUCUUUUACCUCUAUAUAGACUUGGCAGUUGGGGUUGUGUUUGGAGGGAACGGCAUACACGGUUUCUUUUUUUGGCAGGUUUUCAGAUUGGUCACACGAAAUCACGGCCUAGUUUCACGACACACACACACACAUAUUAAGACAUACCCUCU